AUGCCAAAGCUCGAGGCAAGGUUAAAACAAAUGGUGCUACUUACCGGGCCAGGAGACUGGGUCGCAAAUUCGGUCGUAUGUCACUACACUUGGAAUGCAACCACGGCCAACGAUCUGUGGAAGAUGGAGGCCGACUUGAAAAGACAGGGCAAUCUCCCUGCAAUUGAAUCCUUCUUUGCUGAGCGAUUCAGUGGCCUUUCUUUAUAUGCAUUUGAGUCAAAUGCUUCAAUUGCUACGGUCGACUUGGAUGCUUCGGAUGGUAUAGUCGAGAUGUUGUGGAACUCCCAAGUGCAUCAUCCCACAACGGCCUCCAAAACUUAUAAUGCAGAUGGAGAACGAGUCGAACCAGAGUCAGCUGAAAUCACCCGCUUUGGAUGCUCUUGUCAAAUUGCCCAAUCUUUGGUGCAUCGUCUUGAAAAGGUGAAGAUUGACCAACAGGGUAUGAGUGAAAGAGAAGCGGAGGCAUAUCAAGCAAGGGUCUUGACCGGUUAUGCGGAACAAGCUCAUCUGAAGAUGAAGCAUUUAGCUAUCAAGUUAGGAAUCUGGCGAAAUGAUUUUUAG
This is a messenger RNA of Melampsora larici-populina 98AG31, 561 nucleotides long. RefSeq lists its product as uncharacterized. The transcript has 3 exons. NCBI's taxonomy places the organism in Eukaryota, Fungi, Basidiomycota, Pucciniomycetes, Pucciniales, Melampsoraceae. The record is from RefSeq and is a predicted model, not a curated record. Bases 1 to 561 code for a protein of 186 amino acids.